AUGACAGAAGGAAUGGACAGAAGGAACAAAGGAAUGACAGUAGGAAUGGCAGAAGGAAUGACAGAAAGAACAGUAGGAAUGACAGAAAGAACAGAAGGAAUGACAGAAGAAACAGAAGGAAUGACAGAAAGAUCAGAAGGAAUGACAGAAGGAAUGACAGUAAAAAUGGCAGAAGGAAUGACAGAAAGAACAGUAGGAAUGACAGAAGAAACAGAAGAAAUGACAGAAAGAUCAGUAGGAAUGACAGAAGGAAUGACAGAAAGAUCAGUAGGAAUGACAGAAGGAAUGACAGAAGGAACAGUAGGACUGACAGAAGGACUGACAGAAGGAAUGGACAGAAGGAACAGUAGGAAUGACAGAAGGAAUGACAGAAAGAUCAGUAGGAAUGACAGAAGGAAUGACAGAAGGAACAGUAGGACUGACAGAAGGAACAAAAAGAAUGACAGAAGGAACAAAAAGAAUGACAGAAGGAACAGUAGGACUGACAGAAAGAAUGACAGAAGGAAUGACAGAAGGAAGAGAAGGAAUGACAGAAGAAACAGUAGGAAUGGCAGAAGGAAUGACAGAAGGAACAGAAGGAAUGACAGAAGAAACAGAAGGAAUGACAGAAAGAAAGAUACAGAAGGAAUGACAGAAGAAACAGAAGGAAUGACAGAAGAAACAGAAGGAAUGACAGAAAGAUCAGUAGGAAUGACAGAAGGAACAGGAGGAAUGACAGAAGGAACAGAAGGAAUGACAGAAGAAACAGAAGGAAUGACAGAAAGAUCAGUAGGAAUGACAGAAGGAAUGACAGAAGGAACAGGAGGAAUGACAGAAGGAACAGAAGGAAUGACAGAAGGAACAGAAGGAAUGACAGAAGAAACAGAAGGAAUGACAGAAAGAUCAGUAGGAAUGACAGAAGGAACGACAGAAGAAACAGAAGGAAUGACAGAAAGAUCAGUAGGAAUGACAGAAGGAAUGACAGAAGGAACAGGAGGAAUGACAGAAGGAACAGUAGGGAUGACAGAAGGAACAGUAGGAAUGACAGAAAGAUCAGUAGGAAUGACAGAAGGAACAGAAGGAAUGACAGAAGGAACAGUAGGACUGACAGAAAGGACAGAAGGAAUGACAGAAGAAACAGAAGGAAUGACAGAAAGAUCAGAAGGAAUGACAGAAGGAAUGACAGUAUUAUCUGGACUCAUGCUGGGAUUGAACCCUGGACCUACAGGGAAUUACAGGAACCUCAAGUUUCUAAUAGGAAAUAAAAAUAAUUUUCUUACUUCAAGCCAUCUUUCUUAUUCAAGUGAUUUCAUCAUAAGUUUAAUAAGGUACAAAAAAGAAGACAAUCAGGGUUGUAAACUGGUGGAAGAAGAAGAAAUAGUCUAUACUCUUGGUAUUUAUUUAUUAAAAAUGGUUGUAAACUGGUGGAAGAAGAAGAAGAAGUUAAAUAGUUUUUUCCUCAGUGUUUCUUGUUUGAUAGAUAUUUUCCGUAGACAAAGAAUGUUUGGUUUAUAUCAUAACUUGGUGAGAUAA
Messenger RNA from Lottia gigantea (owl limpet), 1512 nucleotides. RefSeq lists its product as hypothetical. The record is from RefSeq and is a predicted model, not a curated record. The transcript is spliced from 5 exons. The coding region runs from base 1 to 1512 and encodes 503 amino acids. NCBI's taxonomy places the organism in Eukaryota, Metazoa, Mollusca, Gastropoda, Lottiidae.